Molecule: messenger RNA, 2148 nt
Organism: Amborella trichopoda
Lineage: Eukaryota; Viridiplantae; Streptophyta; Magnoliopsida; Amborellales; Amborellaceae
Source: RefSeq, a predicted model, not a curated record
UUAACUUCUCAGGAGGUUAUCAAAUACAAAAUCCAAGAACUUGUUACAGUAACUUCUAUCUUCCCAACAAGGAAGAACUUCUAAUUUACAGUUCAUGAACUACUUUCCAGUUAUCAAACAGGCCCUAAAUGUUCAUAGAAUACAGGAAGUAGUAAGUAUUCUGUUAUUGGUGGGAUGGAGUCUGGGAUUUAGGAUUGCAAGUUCUAUGAACCUGUCAUAAAUUUGGAGUAUAAAUGAAGUCUGAUCACAUCUUUGAUCAAAUCUCUUUACACAAUGAUGAAUAUUGGUUAUACAUCUUCAAAUAAAAAAUUCCUUAUUUGAAUGCAUUUCAAUACCUUAAAAACCUAUUUUUGUAGGUUUACACUAGAAAAGGGUGGGAGUUCCAUUGACUCAAUUCAUACUAACAGGGUGUUACACCAGACAAUGCAUCAAUCCUCUCACGACCUUCUGUUAGAAUUACUGUAUUUGUUAUCUAUUAAUCAUUCUCUGCAAGUAAAGAGUGACUUCCUAACUUUCCAUAACCAAUAACUUCAAAUUCUGCUGCCAUCAAGCUCCUAUUCCAUGUACAGAAAAUGCAAAAUUUUCAAUGAUGACCUGAAAUUUGUUCAUGGCAUCAUGUCGAACCAAGUGAAAUAACCACACAGUGUUCAAUCGGUUGGUUCAGAGAGGACCACAUCAGGCCUGAUCCAGCUCUAAGGUCCAACCAGAUCGGAACGGGAUUCAAUUCAACUAAAAUCAGAUCCAACAAGUAAACUUAUCUAGUUAUAAAAACAAUCCAAAUUAGUGAAUCAAGGCUGCAAGGUAUUACAAUUCACAACCUCAUGGAAUUCCUAUUAGAAUUUAAGUGUCCAUUUUUUCAUUUUUGGCUUUCAGAUAUUAUCAUUUCUAUGCAACGGAACAUGACUAGAGUUCAAGAAACAUGAAUAAUGAGGCUGCUAGCAUCAUUAAAAGGUGGUUUGAAGGAGGAUGUUAUUCAUAAAAGAUCUCGUGCCUACAGCCUCAAACUCUGUAAACACUAGAUUUAUAGUGCUGAACAAGUACAACAUGGGAAAAGAUACGGGGCCCCAGAGGACAUGUUUAGCCCUUGUGGCGGAUGAAACAGCUGCUGUUAACUUUCAGCUAUGGGGAAGUGAAUGUGAUGCAAUCCAAGCUGGCGACAUUAUUCGCCUUCACAAUGGAAUCUUUUCUUACCAUCGAGGCAAGCUUGUGCUAAGAGCAGGGAAGAAAGGAAAGAUUGAAAAGGUGGGGGAGUUCACGAUGCUAUUUGUUGAAAGUCCCAACAUGAGUGAGAUGGCAGCCCCAGCCGUUGUCAAGGCAAUAAGAGACCCGUGAAGACUUAAUCAGAAACACUGAUAAUUUUGUAUCAAAAUGGCAAUAGGAAAGGAUAAACUGAAUAGAGCUGUAACCCCCGUCACUUGGGAUGCAACCGAUAAUUUAAGAGUCCCAACAUGAGUGAGAUGGCAGCUCAGUCAAGAAGAGACCCGUGAAGACUUAAUCUGAAACACUGAUAAUCUUGUAUCAAAAUGCCAAUAGGAAAGGAGAAACUGAAUAGAGCUCUGACCCCAGUCACUUGGGUGGAUGGAACCGACAAUUUCAUGGUUGUGGCAAAGGAUUACCAAUAAAGCUGCACUUUGGCCAAUGAGGCAAUUUCUCAAAUCAUCAAAUUGUCCACGAUUUUCUGUUGAGGAUCCGGCUUGUCACUUGUCCCGUUGUUAUAAUCCGUGGUUGCUCUCACCUGUUUUCAACAGGGAAAAAAAAGAUUGGUUGCUUCUUGUGGAAUCCAUGUUGUUUAGGAUGAUGUGUGGUCCAAUUGAUCUAUGACUAUCUACUCAAGUACCUGAUGUAUGAAAAUAAUCAAACCCAAAUCCCUUAGGAAAAAGCAUCACAAAGCAUUGUACACCUUGAAAGGUCAUAGGGCAUUUGGUUUUCCCUGGAAAGUCACUUGGGCAUGUCUUUUGAAAAAUCAGGGGAAUAUGAGCUCUUUGACUCCCCACAUGGGAAUGUUCUAGGCUUUGUUUGCCAUAGGUUAUUCCAUGUUGUCCUUUAACUUUUAACUGUGUCUAAGUACUUCAAAUGUUUUUUCUUGUCAUACAGUUUAUUUUAUGUCAGGAAGAUACCUGGGAGUUCUUCCAAACACUUUAUUUUUAA